Oikopleura dioica is the source of this 1377-nucleotide messenger RNA. The record is from the annotation of a GenBank genome assembly. NCBI's taxonomy places the organism in Eukaryota, Metazoa, Chordata, Appendicularia, Copelata, Oikopleuridae.
AUGUCUGACAACGAAAGUACGGCAAGUGAAAAUACUGUUACUAAUGAUUUUGAAAAUUUCUCCUCUCAAAGUGAAAGUUCUUUUUCUGAGGAUUCAGUAAAUAGAGAAGUUGGACCAGGUUUAACAAGAGGGGAUUUGCAGAAAAUGAUUGAUGAUGAAAUUCGACAAGUAAAAAGGAAGACAGACUGGCUGACAAUAAAGAUAGCGGAUGCUGAAAGCGAAAGAUAUGAUUUGAAGAACACAAUUAAUGAUCAGAAUUCGUUGAUCAAAAAGCUUGAGACGGAUAAUGAGGACCUGAAGCAAAGGCUUGAAAAUCAAGAAUUAGUUAUCAAAAAACUAGAAUCUGACGCUGUACAAACGUCUACUGAGCUUGAAACCAACAUUCUGGAACUGGGACAAAAGAUAAAAAGAAUAUUCGAAAGAGUUAUCACUGAAAAUGAUUAUAUCGAUGAUAAUCUAGAAUAUCUGAAUAUGCAUCAAGUUCGAUUUGAGUCUUAUUUCAAAACUCUAUUCAAAACUCAAAAAAAUAUUGAAGAAGAAGUAGAUAACAUGCGACUCCAGGCUAUCGAAGAAAUAAGCCUGAAAGAAAGAUGGGAAACGGAGACGCAUCAAUUGAUCAAUCAGGCACGAAAAUGGCACAAUGAUUGUGGGAAAAUAAUAAUCAGAUACGAGUCCUUCUUUCGGACGCAAAUGGCAGAUAUUUUGGAUGAAAUAUUCAAAGAACUCCAUCAUUUAACCGAAGUUACACUCGCUGAAAAAAGAAUCCAGACAUCACAAACCAAGGCCCUCGGCUUGUGGAAAUACUGUGAGAAGCCAGCUAAUGCUGGAAAUUAUCAAUGCCAGAGUCUUUCUCAAUUCGGUAUUGCUCAGUUAGCUCAAUAUGGAAUAGUCGGUUUUCGAGCCCUUGUCAUCCUCGGCUGCAUCGCUGGAACCUGCGGAUUUGUUUCCGGCGUCGCUUCUUCCGAAUCGGUCAACAUCGCCAGCACCAAAAAAGACAAAAAUCGAGCAGCUGGCGGCGCUGCCGGUUGCUUUUCCGUCGCGGGUUUCUUGAUUCUUGCCGCUACUUCCUGGGCCGCUCAUAGCAUCAUUAGAAGGUACAAAAUGCUUGCUAUGGGCGGUGGCGGAUAUGGUGGAGGAAUGCAAGUCAAUGCUGGAACUCAAUGGACUCUGGGAGCGGCAAUUUACGCUGGAUGGUGCGCAUCUGCCAUUUAUAUCGGUGUCGCUAUCAUUAUGUUUAUGGGUUGCUGCGGCAGCAAGGAUGAUGAAGAGGACGAGUACGACGUCGACUAUGCUCAACGAAACAACUACCAAUCCGGCCACCAUUACGCUCAAUCCUACCACUCAUCUCAAUAUUCCCAGAGAAAAGAAUUUGUAUAA